AUGUCGGCUGCUGGUGUAGAGGUUGCCAAGAUUACGCAUGUACUCCCUACGUCGCUCAGCGGGACGCUGGACGAUCUUGCUGAGCAAGCCAGGCGAGAAUGGACAUGGUGCUGGGACUACAGCGACCAGACUGCCUCGAACGAUGGCUUGAAGAGAUCGUUUCCACGCGCAAUGAUGGCACGGCAUGGUGAAGUGCCUCCCAGCGGUGCGGAGCCAUUCGGUUCGACCUCUAACUCGCCCGAGUACUGGCCUUGGAACCACAUGAUAGGCGGAGCAUAUGACAUAGCAACGACCAACUUUCAGGAAAUUGUAGCAAAUAGACUCGACGAUAUCAUGGCCAGUAUGAACAAGAUAACUUCACGAACUACAUCUUCCUUCAUCUCGACUGCAGAAGGUCAUCCUGGCUGGGGACCGGCAAACAUGGAAGAAGGUGACCGCAUCGUCGUGCUGUUCGGAUGCAGAAUGCCUCUUGUGCUCCGACCUGUUGGCGACGCUUAUUAA
Fulvia fulva is the source of this 501-nucleotide messenger RNA. RefSeq lists its product as uncharacterized. NCBI's taxonomy places the organism in Eukaryota, Fungi, Ascomycota, Dothideomycetes, Mycosphaerellales, Mycosphaerellaceae. The record is from RefSeq and is a predicted model, not a curated record. Bases 1 to 501 code for a protein of 166 amino acids. The transcript has a single exon.